This is a messenger RNA of Fraxinus pennsylvanica, 672 nucleotides long. The record is from the annotation of a GenBank genome assembly. NCBI's taxonomy places the organism in Eukaryota, Viridiplantae, Streptophyta, Magnoliopsida, Lamiales, Oleaceae.
AUGGGUCCUAAUGAUUCGAAAGAGAAAGAAGCAAUCAGUAAUGGCGUUGAAACUGCAACACAAAGUAUAAAUCAGUUGACUAUGAAAGAGCAUACUACUCAAGAUGAUGGUGGUGUGCAAGUCACGUGCUUCUCUGAAGUCUCCAACGAGGUUACUCUCCACUUUCAGAUCAUUCGUCUUCAGAAACAGAAACGGAAAAAUCCUAAAAUGGGUCCUAAUGAUUCGAAAGAGAAAGAAGCAAUCAGUAAUGGCGUUGAAAAUGCAACACAAAGUAUAAAUCAGUUGACUAUGAAAGAGCAUACUACUCAAGAUGAUGGUGGUGUGCAAGUCACGUGCUUCUCUGAAGUCUCCAACGAGGUUACCCUCCACUUUCAGAUCAUUCGUCUUCAGAAACAGAUUUAUGCAUGGAUUGGUUGCAGUUCUGCUAAAUUUGGACAUUUAUAUGCGGCUGCACGUACACGACCUAGUAAUACAGUUAGUGUGACUUCUCUCAUUGGAGGAACUUCUGACAAUACAGGAUCUGGUGUUGCACGUCGAUUAGUUCUGAAGACUGGCCUCAAUAUCAUUCUUGCUUGUGACCUUCCAAAGAACAACCCAAUGCUUGAGGCAGAUGCCGAGAAAAUGCUGGUGCAAAAGCUAAUUAGUCUAGGUUACACAAAGCCAAAAGUGUAG